AUGGAGCUUCAUGUCUUGAUUGUCAAGCGGAGGAGGGCCAAAAGUUAUCCAGUGUUUCGCAUAAUUUUGAUGGUGAUCGACAUAAAUGAACAGAAUUACUGCACAGAACCUUGCCUAACCUCUGGCAAUGGUCAUGUGAUUGUAGAUAGCAGGGAAAGUGAAUUGCCAAACAACAUUUGGGAAGGAGAGUCACAUCAUAUCUUUGAGAGCCUACGUGGCUAG
Messenger RNA from Prunus armeniaca (apricot), 222 nucleotides. The record is from the annotation of a GenBank genome assembly. NCBI's taxonomy places the organism in Eukaryota, Viridiplantae, Streptophyta, Magnoliopsida, Rosales, Rosaceae.